Molecule: messenger RNA, 2933 nt
Organism: Pelodiscus sinensis (Chinese soft-shelled turtle)
Lineage: Eukaryota; Metazoa; Chordata; Testudines; Trionychidae
Source: RefSeq, a predicted model, not a curated record
CACCUCUGUAAAGCGCCGGGCUGGGGCUUCAACUCCCCCUUCAUGCCUCCCUCCCCACCCGCAGCACCAGCAACAAGUGGUGCAGGCUGUGGAACGUGCCAAGCAAGUGACCAUGGCAGAACUGAACGCAAUCAUUGGGCAGCAACAACUCCAGGCCCAGCAUUUGUCACAUGGACACGGUCUCCCAGUGCCUCUCACUCCACACCCUUCUGGCUUGCAACCUCCAGCCAUCCCACCAAUUGGCAGCAGUGCUGGCCUCCUAGCACUAUCCAGUGCGCUGGGUGGACAGUCCCACCUACCAAUUAAAGAUGAAAAGAAACACCAUGAAAAUGAUCACCAAAGAGACAGAGACUCCAUAAAGAGCUCUUCUGUGUCUCCAUCAGCUAGUUUCAGAACAGCAGAGAAGCAUAGGAACUCAACAGAUUACUCUUCAGAAAGCAAAAAGCAGAAAACGGAAGAGAAAGAAAUAGCAACUCGUUAUGACAGUGAUGGUGAAAAGAGUGACGAUAACUUGGUGGUCGAUGUUUCAAAUGAGGAUCCUUCUUCCCCUCGAGGGAGCCCAGCACAUUCUCCAAGAGAGAAUGGCUUGGACAAGACCCGACUCCUUAAGAAAGAUGCACCAAUUAGCCCAGCCUCUAUUGCAUCUUCUAGCAGUACUCCUUCCUCAAAAUCCAAAGAACUUAGCCUUAAUGAGAAAUCUACCACUCCUGUGUCUAAAUCAAAUACCCCAACUCCACGGACUGAUGCUCCAACUCCAGGCAGCAAUUCUACUCCUGGAUUGAGGCCUGUGCCUGGGAAGCCGCCAGGAGUCGACCCUUUAGCUUCCGGUCUAAGGACUCCAAUGGCAGUACCAUGUCCCUAUCCUGCUCCAUUUGGAAUUGUGCCACAUGCUGGAAUGAAUGGGGAGCUGACUAGUCCAGGAGCUGCAUAUGCCGGUCUACAUAAUAUUUCCCCGCAAAUGAGUGCAGCAGCUGCAGCGGCAGCAGCUGCNGCAGCUUACGGGAGGUCUCCAGUGGUUGGUUUUGAUCCACAUCAUCACAUGCGAGUCCCAGGCAUCCCUCCCAAUCUGACAGGCAUCCCAGGAGGAAAACCAGCUUAUUCAUUUCAUGUAAGUGCGGAUGGUCAGAUGCAACCUGUACCUUUCCCUCCUGAUGCCCUCAUUGGACCAGGAAUCCCUCGCCAUGCUCGUCAGAUCAACACUCUGAAUCACGGGGAAGUAGUGUGUGCAGUUACCAUCAGCAACCCCACAAGACACGUGUACACUGGUGGAAAGGGGUGUGUCAAAGUCUGGGAUAUUAGCCACCCUGGGAACAAGAGCCCUGUCUCUCAGCUAGAUUGCCUGAACAGAGAUAACUACAUCCGUUCCUGCAGAUUGCUCCCAGACGGCCGCACCUUGAUUGUUGGUGGGGAAGCCAGCACAUUAUCCAUUUGGGACCUGGCAGCUCCUACUCCACGUAUAAAAGCAGAGCUGACAUCUUCUGCUCCAGCCUGCUAUGCUCUAGCUAUCAGCCCCGAUUCAAAGGUCUGCUUUUCCUGCUGUAGUGAUGGGAACAUUGCAGUGUGGGAUCUGCACAACCAGACAUUAGUCAGACAAUUCCAGGGCCACACGGAUGGAGCCAGCUGUAUUGACAUUUCUAAUGAUGGCACGAAGCUCUGGACGGGAGGUUUGGACAAUACGGUCAGAUCCUGGGACCUCAGAGAAGGAAGACAGCUACAACAGCAUGAUUUCACAUCACAGAUCUUCUCACUGGGGUAUUGCCCAACUGGUGAAUGGUUGGCAGUAGGAAUGGAGAACAGUAACGUUGAGGUGUUGCAUGUUACUAAACCAGACAAGUAUCAAUUGCAUCUUCACGAGAGCUGUGUGUUGUCACUCAAGUUUGCUCACUGUGGCAAAUGGUUUGUAAGCACUGGAAAAGAUAAUCUUCUUAAUGCCUGGAGAACACCUUAUGGAGCCAGUAUAUUCCAGUCCAAAGAGUCCUCAUCUGUGCUUAGCUGUGAUAUCUCUGUGGAUGACAAAUACAUUGUCACUGGCUCUGGGGACAAGAAAGCUACAGUCUAUGAAGUUAUUUAUUAGAGACAAAGCUGAAUGGAAACAGGACUCUUCCUCGUAGCACUUUGCUGUAUAUUCCUUUUUUUUCCCAUUCCCAAACUGAGGACUUACAAUGCUCAUCACAGUUGUGGAAUUGGUUUUUUUUCCCUCCCCUCCCAUCUAACUUGCUAUUAAAUUGUGAAUGCUCAUUAAGAACUUGUGAUACCAAACUUUAGAUAUCUACGUAGAAGAAGAGGGGAUAAGACACUUAACAUUGAACUGAUUCUCUAAUGAUGUAUUAUAGCUGUAAUGUAUUUAUUUUGUUUAAAGAAGACUUUCUAACAAUGAACUGACUAAAUAAAGCUGUCUGCCCCUGCCUUGGUUUGAAAGGUGCGUUGUAUAUUUUGUGAGGUUUUGCUGGUGGGUGGAAAGGAGGAGGGGUGGGAAUGCAGAAGUGACAAGUGCAUUAAAUAGAAUGAUAGCUUAUAUGAAUUUUUUGACUACUUAUCUUGCUCCUGUUGAGACCUCUUAAGUAUUACUGUAAUAUAAAUAAUUAUUGUGGGAGGAGAUUUUUGUAACUGAACUCUUUUAAACCAGUUUGAAAAAUCUAGAAGAAUAAUUGCAAAUGGAAACCAAUAUUUGUAUGUAUGUGUGUAUAAUAAAUAAGUGUGUGUGAGUGCGCGCGUGCGUGUGUGUGUAUUAUGUGCCUUUGAUAUUUUUCCUGUGAUUUUUUUGGGCUAGUUUAGUUCAUAUCUGAAUUAAAUAAAUUGUUGGGAAAAAUAUACCAAAAAUAAGGUUCCUUUUUUAUGUAUAUAAUAAUCUGCUGUUAUGUAGUGUUUUGUAAAUAGAUUUGUUUUCAAUGCUUCUGGCGAAGGUAAAUGUCCUCUGUGUUGAUCCUGGCUUU